AUGUUUGUGAGAAACGAUGCCAAAGAAUUUAGAUUCUGUCGUUCCAAAUGUCACAAGGCAUUCAAACAAAGAAGAAACCCCCGUAAGUUGAAGUGGACCAAAGCUUUUAGAAAGGCAGCUGGUAAGGAGUUGGUUGUGGAUUCUACAUUAACCUUUGCUGCUAGAAGAAAUGUUCCAGUUAGAUACAACAGAGAUUUGGUUGCUACUACUUUGAAGGCGAUGACAAGAAUUGAAGAAAUUAGACGUAAGAGAGAACGGGCCUUCUAUAAGAAUAGAAUGAGAGGUAACAAGGACAAGGAUUUGGCUUCUGAUAGAAAAUUGGUUGAAAUGAACCCAGAAUUAUUGAAGAUGAGAGAAGUUGAGUUGAGAAGAAAGGCAGAGAAGUUAGAAGCUAAGAACAAUGCCAUGGAAGAAGAAGAUGUUGAAGAGGAAGAGGAAGCAUCCGAAGAAGAAGAAAUGAUGAGUGUUGACGAAUCAGAGUCAGAGUCAGAAGAAGAACGUGUAAAGGUCAAGAUUGCAUUGAAGAACAAGAGAAAGCUCAGACUGACCCGUUAA
This is a messenger RNA of Lizanozyma spartinae, 555 nucleotides long. RefSeq names its product ATPase-activating ribosome biosynthesis protein (gene RLP24). Gene Ontology annotation, biological process: ribosomal large subunit biogenesis. Gene Ontology annotation, cellular component: nucleolus. The transcript has a single exon. The record is from RefSeq and is a predicted model, not a curated record. The coding region runs from base 1 to 555 and encodes 184 amino acids. NCBI's taxonomy places the organism in Eukaryota, Fungi, Ascomycota, Pichiomycetes, Serinales, Debaryomycetaceae.